Messenger RNA from Candidozyma auris, 504 nucleotides. Its product is annotated as E2 ubiquitin-conjugating protein UBC7. Gene Ontology annotation, cellular component: endoplasmic reticulum; cytosol. The record is from RefSeq and is a predicted model, not a curated record. NCBI's taxonomy places the organism in Eukaryota, Fungi, Ascomycota, Pichiomycetes, Serinales, Metschnikowiaceae. The transcript has a single exon. The coding region runs from base 1 to 504 and encodes 167 amino acids.
AUGCCCCCUCGCUCCACCGCCCAAAAGAGAUUGCUCAAGGAGUACCAGCAAUUGUCUCGAGAUCCGCCUCCGGGAAUCGUGGCUGGCCCACUUUCCGAGGACAAUUUUUUUGUGUGGGACUGUCUUUUGGAGGGUCCCGAGGGCACCCCAUAUGAGAACGGGGUGUUUUCAGCCACGUUGAAGUUCCCUCAAGAUUACCCCUUGAGCCCUCCACUGCUCCAGUUCACGCCUCCCUUGCUCCAUCCAAAUAUCUACGCCGACGGAACCGUGUGCAUCAGUAUUUUGCACCCUCCGGGAGAGGACCCCAACCAGUACGAAAGACCCGAGGAGCGGUGGUCUCCCGUGCAGAGUAUCGAGAAGAUCUUGUUGAGUGUGAUGUCCAUGUUAGCUGAGCCCAAUCCAGAGAGUGGAGCCAACAUCGACGCGUGCAAGUUGUGGAGAGAUCACAGAGAAGAGUACGAUAGACAGGUGCGGGAGCAUGUGAGACGUACAUUGGGUCUCUGA